AUGAUGAAAUCUGAAGUUACUUAUUUCUUUGUCAAAACUGAUUGGAUCAAAGCUUUAGCAGUUAUCAAGAAUGAUAAUAAUAAAAUAGUCUAUAUAAGACUGGGGCAAAAUGAAGCUAACUUAUUAAAAGGUACGUUGGCUUGGUUUGAAAAAGUAACGAAGAAGAAAUACAAUAACAUGAGUUACCAUCUCAAUGAUGAAUCAAAAUUUAAAGAUAAAGUUAAACUUCAUGAAAUCAAAAACAUAUUUGUAUCUAUUUUAAACCAAGAGAAGGAAUCACCAAAUGAAUUAUUGGAAUUUGAAUUAAUUACAGGGACUGACUUCCAAAAAAAAGUAUGGAUCGAAAUAAGUAAAAUUAAGCAUGGUAAAACAUUACAAUAUAGUGAUAUAGCUAACAAUCUAGGAAAUCCAAAAGCAGUCAGAGCCGUGGGAAGAGCUUGUGGUGAAAAUAAUUUAGUCAUAUUAAUUCCAUGUCAUCGAGUCCUAGGAAGUUCUAAGAAGUUAACAGGGUUUGCUUAUGGAUUGGAAAUGAAGAAAUACUUAUUGAAAAAGGAAAAAUUGAUUACAAUGAAAUAUGAUACAAUAUUAUAUUUAAAUGAACACUAUUAUUCUAUCAAAUGUAAAUGUUAUAUAGUCAAUGUUUUACAUUGA
Tetrapisispora phaffii CBS 4417 is the source of this 651-nucleotide messenger RNA. It is a transcript of the gene MGT1, whose product is annotated as methylated-DNA--protein-cysteine methyltransferase. The coding region runs from base 1 to 651 and encodes 216 amino acids. The record is from RefSeq and is a predicted model, not a curated record. Gene Ontology annotation, molecular function: methylated-DNA-[protein]-cysteine S-methyltransferase activity. The transcript has a single exon. Gene Ontology annotation, biological process: DNA repair. NCBI's taxonomy places the organism in Eukaryota, Fungi, Ascomycota, Saccharomycetes, Saccharomycetales, Saccharomycetaceae.